AUGGCUUCCAGAUCGGCUCAAUCGAAGUUGUCUUUGAAAGUUCAUCCGGAUAAGAACAAGGCACCUGGUUCAGAGGAGGCGUUUAAGAAAGUUUCCAAAGCGUUUACGUGUUUGAGUGAUGGUAACUCGAGGAGCCAGUAUGAUCAGGUUGGGUUUGUUGAUGAGUUUGAUCAUGUUCAGAGGCGGAAUCGUAGGCCCAGGAGGAGAUAUAACACGCGGAAUGGUUUCUUUGAUGAUGAGUUUGAUCCCGAUGAGAUAUUCAGGUCGUUUUUUGGUCAACAACAACAACGAAACAUGUUCCGUGCUUCCCAUGCUUAUAGGACUAGACAAGCGCGUAACCAACCCCGACAGGAGGAGCCUAGUUUGGCUGGACCAAGCUGUUUGACGAUUAUUCAGAUUCUACCAUUCUUUCUACUUUUGUUGCUGGCGUAUCUACCCUUUUCUGAACCCGAGUAUUCUCUGCACAAGAGCACUUCUUAUCAGAUACCAAAGACAACACAGAAUAUGGAGAUUAGCUUUUUUGUUAGAUCAUCAUCAGCCUUUGAUGAGAAGUUUCCGCUCGGUAGCUCUGCUCGAGCUAACCUUGAGGGCAACGUGAUCAAAGAGUGCAAACACUUUCUUUUCCAGUCUUGUCGCAUGGAGCUCCAAAAACGCCGGUGGAACAAGAAGAUACCAACCCCUCACUGCAUUGAACUUCAAGAUCGCGGAUUUGUUGAUAGGCAAAUACCGAUAUGAUACCCGCCGAGGGCUGUCCAACAUUCCCUGAAGACAGCCUGAUCUUGAUGUUACAGAGGUUCCUGGGCUGAACGUAUAAACUGUAAUGUGUAGGGAGGAUAACAAUAAUAUUUCCUUUUUUUUGUCGCAUAUAGAGUUGAAGAUGAUAAUUCCUUGGAGAAUAUUGAGAACAACAAAGAAGAAAUGCUCAUAACAGAGGUACCUGUUGCAUACUCA
Messenger RNA from Camelina sativa (false flax), 951 nucleotides. Lineage: Eukaryota; Viridiplantae; Streptophyta; Magnoliopsida; Brassicales; Brassicaceae. The record is from RefSeq and is a predicted model, not a curated record.